UUGAACGUUUUAGUCACAUGAAGAAUCACGAGACUCCUGGGGCGUACUGCGCAUGUGCAGCAUUUGCUUACUCGCAAAAAAGCAGAGAUGUUGCGAAUCUCCAGCUGCUGAAACAGUAGAAGAAGAAAUGACGACAGCGGCUCUGACUGCGGGUCUGGAGCGGAUCCCGGAUCAGCUCGGGUACCUGGUCAUCAGUGAGGACGGAGUUCUGGCUUCAGCAGGUGAGCUGGAGAACGAUGAACAAACGGCAGCUGUGAUGAUGCAGAUGGUUCGAACAGCAAGUCGAUUUAAGUUACCUGGAUCAGCUGAGCCGCCCUUCAAACGCAUGUCAGUGACUCUGGAGGAUUUCGUUUACAUGGUGACGGUCUCGGGUCAGAAAGUAUUUGUGGUCAAACGUCAGAACAACCAGCACGAACCAAUCAGCACUUAGGGGUCGUUGCUUCGUCUUCAGUGCUAACUCCUCCUAGUUCUUUGAAUGUUUUUAACUGAAUAAAAUGAUUUAAACUGAAA
Messenger RNA from Pungitius pungitius (ninespine stickleback), 510 nucleotides. RefSeq names its product late endosomal/lysosomal adaptor, MAPK and MTOR activator 4 (gene lamtor4). Gene Ontology annotation, cellular component: Ragulator complex; lysosome. The record is from RefSeq and is a predicted model, not a curated record. The transcript has 4 exons. NCBI's taxonomy places the organism in Eukaryota, Metazoa, Chordata, Actinopteri, Perciformes, Gasterosteidae. Gene Ontology annotation, biological process: cellular response to amino acid stimulus; positive regulation of TOR signaling. Bases 53 to 430 code for a protein of 125 amino acids. Gene Ontology annotation, molecular function: guanyl-nucleotide exchange factor activity.